This is a messenger RNA of Chelmon rostratus (copperband butterflyfish), 837 nucleotides long. Its product is annotated as protein crumbs homolog 3-like. Lineage: Eukaryota; Metazoa; Chordata; Actinopteri; Chaetodontiformes; Chaetodontidae. The transcript has 3 exons. The record is from RefSeq and is a predicted model, not a curated record. Bases 173 to 538 code for a protein of 121 amino acids.
GUCAGACACACACACACACACAGGGCAGGUUGAUAGUGCUGACAGCAGGGAAGCAUUGCUGCUGUCUCUGUGUGUAGCUGCUCUGCAGAGGCUUCAGGGUGGCCUUGCUGUGUACCUUAGAGACUGGUUAGUUAGACAUCUCGGCGUCUGUGUGUGUGGCAGUGGGUGACUGAUGGCGGGUCCUGGCUGCAGGCUGCUCCGGCUCGCUUGUGUCACACUCGCUGUGACAGCCGACUGCGCGGCAGUGACAGCAGCCGCGCAGAGUGUCACGACUGCCACGCCAACCACGACUGCUGAUACGGAGCGUGCUCCAUACAGCUCGCGGGUGGCUGCCGUGCUGGCACCGUGUCUGGUUGGCUUGGCGGUAGUGGUGAUGCUGGGGCUGGCGCUGGCCGUAGCCAAACUGCGAGAGAGGCGGCAGACGGAGGGAGGUUUCAGUCCGCGGCAACUCGAGGCUCCUGGUGGUCGCAACCCACCUGCUGAGCUGGGAAGCACAUCCAUCAGCACUUUGGCAGCGCGCGUGGAGCGCCUGGUGUAGUGCAAAGCAGUGAGGAGGGGAGAAGUGUGUGUGAGGGUGUGUGAGAGAGACAGAAAUAAACCGCAUCCUGUGUGAGCGCCUUUAAACCAACACAUUUCUUUCACAUUUCCAGCAAGCACCUGUUACCUGAUCCUGCCUCUUUGCCUUCUUCCCUCCAGCUGACCUCUGAGGGUUUGACCUCUGACCUCUUGCUGUCCGUCAGUCUGGCAUCCGUUGUCCUGCUGCUGGUCCUCAUCGUCGCCUCCGUCGGCCUGGUGGUGGCUCUAAAUCGCCGCGCCACCCACGGCACCUACAGUCCC